AUGGCUUCUUGCGACAUUUCUUCAUCCCCAGAAUCGUCAGAUAUAGAUACAGACGAAGAAUUUGGCGACGAUUCAUCCGAAUCUGGAUCAGAUUUUGAUCAGGAUGAUUCAGACAGCGACCAUUCCUUUGGAAGUGAGACAGACAGCGAUAACAACCAGGACACAGAUUCGACAUUAUUUGACCUUGACAGCCAGGCAAGCGACAUUAGAGAUUCUGACUUCUGGACUGAUGUUGUGGAAGACUUUGAUGUUCCAGACUUCAUCGAUACUUCAGGUUCCACUCAUCAGCUCUCUUCGGAUGCAAAUCCUCUGUUAUAUUUCCUGCUCUUGUUUCCCUUGAGUCUGGUACAGGUACUUGUGGACAACACCAAUUCGUAUGCUGCUCAGAGUGGAGCCCAGGGUUGGACGGAUACCACUAUCGACGAGAUGAAGGCAUUCCUCGGAUUACAAAUUCUGAUGGGGAUUAUUCAGCUUCCCAGAUACACUAUGUAUUGGUCAUCUGAUAAGUUUAUCGAUGUUGAGCUGACCAAUGUCUUCAAACCUUUACCAUGAAACAACUCGGAUCAUAAACUUUUCUAAAUAUUGAGGAAUAUGUUGAAUAUAAAAUGAAAAUACUUUACACCUGCUUAGUGCUCUUCUGGAAUUGGCA
Molecule: messenger RNA, 649 nt
Organism: Saccostrea cuccullata (small rock oyster)
Lineage: Eukaryota; Metazoa; Mollusca; Bivalvia; Ostreida; Ostreidae
Product: clumping factor B-like
Exons: 2
Coding region: 1-552 (183 amino acids)
Source: RefSeq, a predicted model, not a curated record